AUGUCUGAAUCCGCUACUCCCGUGGGACUGGCUGUGCCAACCAGAAAUCCUGUGCCAGCACCUGCUGCCGAAGAGCCUAAAGAUACUACGCACACCCCCUCGCAACGGUACCUAUCAACAAGGGGGGGUUCUUAUGGACUAUCAUUCGAGGAGGUUGUUUUAAAAGGCCUGGCAUCUGAUGGUGGCCUGUUCAUCCCUGAAGAAAUCCCCAAUCUACCCCGCGAUUGGGAAACAAAAUGGAAGAACCUGUCUUUCUCACAACUCGCAUUCGAACUCCUCUCCCUCUAUAUCUCGCCCUCCGAAAUCCCACCCGCAGACCUGAAAGAGAUUAUUGAUCGAAGUUAUUCUACCUUCCGCUCUCCAGAAACGACUCCUCUAGUCACUCUCAACGAGAAGGAGAAUUUAUACCUACUCGAACUUUUCCACGGCCCAACAUUUGCUUUCAAAGACGUCGCAUUACAAACAUUAGGUAACCUCUUCGAGUACUUUCUGGUUAGACGGAAUAAGGGCAAGACUGGAAGAGACAGACAUCACCUCACGGUGGUGGGUGCAACAAGCGGUGACACUGGGUCCGCAGCAAUCUAUGGUCUGCGAGGAAAGAAGGAUGUGUCAGUCUUCAUUCUACAUCCCAAGGGGAGGGUCAGUCCGAUCCAAGAAGCGCAGAUGACCACGGUGCUAGAUGCCAAUGUACAUAAUCUUGCGGUGGAGGGAACGUUUGAUGAUUGCCAAGAUACUGUCAAAGCCCUCUUUGCGGAUCCCAAAAUCAACGAAAAUCUCAACCUAGGAGCCGUCAACUCCAUCAAUUGGGCCCGAAUUCUCGCACAGACAACUUACUACUUCCAUUCCUACUUCAACCUCACAAAGUCCGCAUCAUACAAACCAGGCCACAAAGUCCGCUUUGUCGUUCCUACAGGCAACUUUGGCGAUAUCUUAGCUGGUUACUUUGCAAAGCGUAUGGGUCUACCAGUCGAGAAGCUCGUUGUAGCAACAAAUGAAAACGAUAUUCUUGACCGAUUCUGGAAGACAGGACAUUACGAAAAGAAGGCUGUGCAUGGCGUGGAAGCAGAAGGUGGAAUCCCAGCAGACGGAGUGAAAGCACAUGAAGAUGGCGUAAAAGAAACACUGAGUCCAGCAAUGGAUAUCCUUGUGUCCUCCAACUUCGAGCGCCUUCUCUGGUUCCUCGCCUACGAAUACGCCGCUGAGGCGGGUAUGGACGAGGAAUGGAACAAGAAGCAGGCUGGACAGGAAGUCGAGUCGUGGUUGAAGCAGCUGAAGACUCAAGGAGGCUUUAGUGUCGCGGCUGAGAUACUCAAGUUUGCAAAGAGGGAUUUCGAGAGUGAGAGAGUUAGUGAUGCACAGACUGUUGAGACGAUUAAGCAGUUCUACUCUACCCCUGCUCCAAACGGGGACGCCAACGGCGCGUCGAAAAGAGGCUAUAUACUAGAUCCUCAUUCUGCUAUUGGUGUUGCUGCCUCAUUACGGUCGAUCAAGAGAGCACCUGCCGAUACGCACCACAUCUCUCUUUCGACAGCUCAUCCCGCAAAAUUCGCGAAUGCUGUUGAUCUGGCGUUGAAAGAUGAGCCAGGUUUUAGCUUCGACACUGUCCUUCCACAAGAAUUUGUCGGUCUAGAACAGAAGGAGAAGAGAGUACGGGUGGUAGCAAAAGGUGCGGGAUGGAAGGGUGUGGGAAAGCUUGUUGAGGAAGAGGUUGAGGCUGAGUUGAAACAUUUAUAG
Messenger RNA from Lachnellula hyalina, 1734 nucleotides. RefSeq names its product Threonine synthase (gene thrc). Gene Ontology annotation, molecular function: threonine synthase activity; pyridoxal phosphate binding. NCBI's taxonomy places the organism in Eukaryota, Fungi, Ascomycota, Leotiomycetes, Helotiales, Lachnaceae. Bases 1 to 1734 code for a protein of 577 amino acids. Gene Ontology annotation, biological process: L-threonine biosynthetic process. The transcript has 3 exons. The record is from RefSeq and is a predicted model, not a curated record.